Molecule: messenger RNA, 4566 nt
Organism: Trichobilharzia regenti
Lineage: Eukaryota; Metazoa; Platyhelminthes; Trematoda; Strigeidida; Schistosomatidae
Source: the annotation of a GenBank genome assembly
AUGACCAUUACCACAGCCUGGAACAAUAUGAUACAUAGGUCUAUGUGUAUAACAGUGACAGUUUUACUGAUUAAUCACAGCUAUUGUGAUAGAGAUUUAACCAGAUCGGUCAAAUUAUUCACCGGAUCAAUGAUCGACAUUGACUACUGGUCAGCGUAUCGUCUUCCUAAUCAGUCAACUGUCUGCGAUCAAUUCAUCAAUUCCUACUACUUAGAUGAUCCUAAAGAAGAAAAUAGAUAUGUAACAUUUGCUGGCUCACUGUCAUCAUCGCCUACAGUAGCAUCAAGGGGUGUUGCAUCAGCGGUAUCCUCCGCCGCCGCUGCCGCUGCCUCUGCCUCUGCAUCGUCAACGUUAUCAUCAUCAUCUUCAUCAAACCUAAAAACUGCUGGCAGUCAACUAUGGGAUCGUCAUAAACCAUCGAAUUGGAUUAGUACUGUUGAAUUUGAUCCAACUGCUUUAGUACAAUUGCCUAAAACAGAAAAGCAACAUCUUUAUGAUUAUAAUCAACGUUUUAAAAAUAUUCUACGCAGUCGACAGCCAACAUUAUACACCUUCACUAGUCCACUGUAUCCUGACAAUUAUCCACCGAAUGUCGAUUGUAUCAAGGUAAUUAAAGCUCCACAAGAAGAUCAACAGAUAGUUCUUGAUUUUCGUGGACCUUAUCAAUUCGAGCAAUCAGCUGAAUGCAUCAAUGAUUAUUUAGAAGUUCGUGAUGGUGAAUAUGGUUUCUCACCGUUGAUCGGCAGAUUCUGUUCAGAUAAUCGUCAGCUACAUUCCAUUAAAUCAAAUGGUCAAUGGUUGCGGUUACGUUUUCAUUCAGAUUUUAGUAUUGAAAAAUCUGGUUUUCAGGCUGUUUAUUAUUUUACUAAAUUAAGAGGUAAAGAGGAACUACUGCCACAGAAACCGAUUAUCUCAACCACAAUAUCUAUCGAAGAUGAAGUAACAUUUGAGCAUAGGGAUUUAUUAAACUUAUGGAGGGAUUAUACAAACUCGAUAAUCAAGACAAAAUCACAUCCAGUUGAUCGGUUGACUGAAUUCAUCAUUGAUUUUAGAACAAAUCGAAGCGAUUUGAUCCUUAUGAUUCAUCUAAGCUUAGUGAAAUUUCAGAUUAUUGAUCCAGAGUGUAGAACUAAUAUUAUUGAAAUAUACGAUGAAUUCUUUCUAACCGAUAAAGAUGCAAUCCCCAAAACACCGUCAAUACUGUCGAAAAUUAGUAAAGGCAGUCAAGUAGUACAACGUGUCAAUGAAAAGUACACUCCGAGAAUGAUUCACACUUGUAAUAAGAAAAAUUUAGAACCGUAUACAUGUAAAUUAGGCCGAGGUGUUGUGCGUAUUCUAGUUUCACCAGAACCAGUGUCAGUUGAUCCUAUGGAAUACACUCAAACGAAUGCAACGAAAUCAAUAACUAAGCUGCCUGAGAUCAAGUUAACGGCUACAGUAUUGAAAAAUGCACUAUGUGAAGAUGAUUGGAUUCCGUGUGUACGACCAAUUGAUUAUAUCGCCUAUAAAGAGUAUUACAAUCUAACAGUUCGAUCAAAACCAAAAGAUCCAACGAAUGGCACUGAUGAUAAACGGAGUAGUAAUAAGAAUAUUAAAAAGUCAAAGUACGCAUCACACUCAUCAAAAUUACAAACAACUACAAUGAAGACGACAGUGGUGUCAGCUGUAACUGAAUCAAGUAAAACAAAUGCUAAAGAUACAGUGAUUGCAUUGAAAUCUACAAUAUUACAAAGUCAUCCAACAUUACCAAAAACAAUUUAUUGCUUGCCACCAAAUUUAGUUUGUAAUGGACAUUGGAAUUGUCCAAAUGGUGAAGAUGAAGACAAGUGUCCACGUCCACCAAAUGGUUUAGAAGCCUAUGAUGUAUUUGUACAUGAACAUAACCUGUCAGAUGAAAUGCCUACAGAAAUAAUCGAAGAAAUGGUAACUACUGAAAGACUAGACAGCAUAUCUUCAUCAUCCGAAGACGACGAUGAAUUUCAUCAUCACACGCCAAUUAUUGCUGCUUUAGAGUCGUCUGGAUCACUGUCCAAUUUGAAAUCUUUACAAAUCAAUAAUUGUAAAUGUGAAACUAUAAGUUAUGCUGAUGAUAUGAAUAAAAAAGUUCAAGUUAAAGAGUCCACCUACAAUGUCACAGUUAACACAACUUUCACCACUCCUGUAUCAACUACAACAGUGAUGACGACGACAACAACGCUGACGACAACCGAUUCAUUAAAUUUAAAUGAUUCAUUAAAACAAGAAGAGAUUAAGCCUUUAAAAACUUCAUCAGACUGUAGUUUUCUAAACUGUGCUAACCUGUGUUCAAAUAGCGCGCCGAAAUCACAAGACUCAUUUAAACAAACAACGGAAUUCAAUGAUGAUGAUGAUAUAGAGAAAGAAAAAGAAAUGAAUGAUAAUGAAGUUACUAAACAUGAUUUGGAGUCAACAACAAGUGGACUAGCUGAAAUAUUUGAUCGAGCUACAAAACCUUUAGGUUAUAUACACAAAUUAGAUUCAAGUCCAGCUUGGAAUCAAGGAUCGAGUCAGAGUACAAUACAGCACUUGAGAGAAACACAAAAGUUAAAAUCAACUUAUAAUCCAUAUUUACAUGAAUAUCCAACUAAUCGUAGUUUAGGCCAAUUACCGAAUACUUUAGUUAUCCCUGUAGAUAAAUUAUCAAAGCAAUAUCAUCAUUCACCUAUGACACUUCAACGCCCCAUACAUGAAUCGUAUCAUAAAUCUAAGGUUAGUCGUUCCGAUCCAUUUUCAUUGAAAGAACAAUCAGCAUUUGUAUGUAAUACCGAUGGGUCAAAUAUUGAUGAGCACUUACAACUCGAUAAUCUCAGGCGAAGUUUUUCAGUUAGACGUAUUAAAGAUACUACUAAUACUAAUACUACUAUUAAUCAUAGUAACAAUAACAAUUCAUACCAUACACCGUAUAUCUCAUAUGCCUCAUUAAAACAAAAUACUCUACCGAGUGGAUUGUUAGACUAUCAAUAUUUUAAUGAUAAACAUUGUACAAAAUCAUUUUAUCAACCACGAUACAGUCUCGAACAACAACAACAACAACAGCAACAGCAACAGCGACAACAACAGACAUCUGAGACAAACAUAUUCUCCAUACUGGAUAGCGAUUGUCGACAGAAACAGGCAAGAUUACAACAACAAAAACGUAAACAUUUUAAAGGCAGUGCACCGAAACGAGCGAAACAUGAAAAUAAUCUUAUGCUGAAAGAACAAACUAAAUCCAAUAUACCCUUAUAUCAUCAGUUAUUACUGUCAAAUGGUCAACAAUGCAGAACAAAACAACACGCUCACUUAAUCAACUCGCAUAAACUCUUCGAUUCAUAUAAAUCAAGUCAGACAACAAGUGUUGAAAUCUUAGACUUGGAAGGCAGUAACAAUCCUCGAAAUACUACAAAACACCUUCUAACAAAAUCAGCUAAGCCAGCUGGAAUGACAAUGACAUCAUCGUCCAUCACGACAACAGCAACUCUUCCUCUCACUAAUGCUACUACCACUACCACUACCACCUCGACAGUCGUAGUACCAAUGAAUAAUAAUGCUACUAGUAAUAAUGUGAUAAAAUAUCGUACAAAACUCUUCACUAACCAAAACACUCCAUUAUCCCCAUCAAAAACCCUAUGGACAAUAGGAUCUUACACUGAUAGACCUGAUGAAUCAUCAUCUUGUAUUUCACAGAAUGAUGAAAGUGAUACUACUACUACGACGACGACUACUACGACUCCGCCGCCAAGUAAUGAUAGUCAACUAGCGUGUAAUAUUCGCUUGGCGAAUAAAACUAACCACUUCAACAAUCAAUAUGGGCAUUUUGAUCAGCAGUUAGAUACUACUACUACUACUGCUGCUAAUGUUAAGGACAAUAAUAAGUGCAUCACUAGUAGUGUAUCUCCACUCACGCGAAAUCACAUCACAGGAAGUACAAUAACAUUUGAUAAUUUACAAGUGUUUAAAAAUUCGAAUGAAGUUUAUCUGUGCAAUUGUAAUUUGAACAGUAGCGCUAAAUACAAUUUUCCGUCUAGUUAUUCAGUAAUCCAACAGACUUUAUCACCCGAUAUGAAAUUUAGUAAUACUAUGAGAAAGAAUGCCUCAUGGAAUGAUAUGAGUCGUCAUGUUGAAUAUUUUUAUGGUUAUGAUGAUGAUGAUGACGACGACGAUGUCGAAGACGGCAAUGACGUCGAGGACGAAGAUGACGACGAAGUCAAAAACAACGGCACUGAUGAUGAUGAAGAAGAGGUGGAAGAUGAUGAUGACGACGACGAAGAAGAAGAAGAAGAAGGGGACGAGGAGGAAGAGGAGUUAAGUGAACAGAUAAAUGGUAAAAGUGAACAGCCUUCAGAAGUUGAUGGUUCCAUAGUGGAUAAAAAUGAAGGUCGACAAGAGUUUACCAAUCCAUACAAUCACUCGUCAAAUGUAACUCUGCCACAUGAAAGCAGUUCUGAAGAAUCUCCCUGUCAAGUACAAAUAAGUAAUCAUAGUACGCCUAGAAGACAACCGCUUGGAACAUCUGUUGUCAUAAUCACUUCUAAAGGCAGAACAAUACAACCGAUGAAAAUUAUUUAA